This is a messenger RNA of Acaulospora morrowiae, 1782 nucleotides long. Lineage: Eukaryota; Fungi; Glomeromycota; Glomeromycetes; Diversisporales; Acaulosporaceae. The record is from the annotation of a GenBank genome assembly.
AUGUCGCCAUAUUCAAAUUCUCCAAAGAAUUCGAGCAAAAAUAAAAGUGAUUCUUCAAAUUCAGAUUCAAGCUCGAGCAGCACUUCGAGAAUGGAGCGUUCCGAGCGUCCAGCAAAAAGGGUUCGAAGAGCCUCGACGGAUGAUUCUUCCUCAGAUGCCAAUUCUCAACAAUCAGCAGAAAAGUCCCAAAGAACUUUUGCUCACGGGAAACAAAUCAACCAAGUAGAGGUUUCCAGUUCGUCAUCCUCAGAAGCAGAAAUUAAAAAGGGUAUCAGACGAAAGCGAGAUUCUCAAGCUUCAGACGACGAGGAUUCCAAGUCUUCUUCGAGUUCUAAUUCAGAAUCUCGUCCAUCAAUAAAAAGAGUGCGGACGUCUCGUAAAUCUCAAUCACCUCACAAGUCAAGUACAUCUUCUCUCACAGAGGCACCUGAAGUUUUAUCCUCAUUAUCAGACACAGAAAGUGAGACGCAGGAGCCACCAUCUCCUCCGGAGACUCCGGGUCAUCCUCGUAAACGUCGUUUGUCGCAAUCAGAAUCAUCAGAUGAAACUGAAGAGGACACAGAUAUAACAACAGAACCACAGUCUCCUCCAAAUUCUCCAAUACCUCAAAAUCCAUGCAAAGUUUGCGGCGGCUUUGAGCCUAUGGAUAUAGAAUAUCCACUAAUUGUCUGUGCAGGCUGUCAAAUAUGUGUACACACAGAUUGUUAUGGUAUAUCUAACCGAAAGCCAAUGGGAAGAAGUUGGCGUUGCGAUCCGUGUCUUAAUGGGAGAGUUCGCAAUGCAAUAAAAGUUAAAAAGUGUGUUCUUUGUAAUCAGCCGGAAGGUGCUAACAAUGCAAUGAAAAGAACGAAUGGAAAUAAUUGGGCACACGUUUUAUGUACUACAUUUAUCCCAGAAACUUCGUUCUAUGAACCAGAAAAUGUUUUUUUAGUUAUGGAUAUUGAGGAUGUGAAAGAUGAGCGUUGGAAUGUGAAACCUGGUGGUGCAUGCAUUCAAUGUUCUAGUUCUUGCGAUAAAUAUUUUCACGUAACUUGUGCGCAGGAAGCUGGUUACCAUUUAGGGUUUGAGGUGAAACCUUUCAAUGUGGUUUCAUCGCGACUGGAUACAACAAAGGCGUCAUCCUCAUCAAAAUCCAAAGCUGAAUCAGUGGAUAAUGCCUUAGUCGACAUGAAUCAAACAGUGAACGAGGGAUUUAACGGGGAAAUGACAUGUAAAGUUUACUGUAGCGAUCAUGAUGUACCCGAGGGCUUUUUAACCAUGAGUACGCGGGAUUCACAAUCGCAUCAGUCUGCGUUAUAUGCAUACAUCAAAAAAUACAAGAAGUACGACUUGUCCCAAAGAGAGCACAAAUUAAAAACUAGAUACACCUUAACAAUACCGGAACACAUCAAAGCACAAAUGGAUGCACAAAAAGCCUGGUAUGAGCUAUCAACCACGGACGAUGAUAGUAAUGAGGAUAGCAGUGAGGAUGAAAUUGUGAAUAGAAAAUCGAGCAAGAAAAAGAUGGAAGAUGUGAAAUUGAAGGGGAUUGAGGAUGCAUUGAUUAAAAGUAACAUAUUACGUCCAUCUGACAAGCAAUGCUCACGUUGUUCAGUAACUCGUACGAUAAAGUGGUGGCCUGAUAACUGGGCUUACUUACCGAGAUCGGAAAGGUUUUCAAUAAGGGAUGCUUUAAGCAUUAUUUGCCAUCGAUGUUAUCAAAAAGAAAAGGCAUUGAUUGGUGAGGUUUCAGAAGCGGGGAUCAAAACUGAAGACAUUAAACAGGGUUGGGAGAAAUUUUGA